This is a messenger RNA of Fimicolochytrium jonesii, 546 nucleotides long. RefSeq names its product GRAM domain-containing protein. The transcript has a single exon. Gene Ontology annotation, biological process: intracellular sterol transport. Lineage: Eukaryota; Fungi; Chytridiomycota; Chytridiomycetes; Spizellomycetales; Powellomycetaceae. Gene Ontology annotation, molecular function: sterol binding; sterol transfer activity. The annotation marks the transcript as partial. Gene Ontology annotation, cellular component: endoplasmic reticulum-plasma membrane contact site; plasma membrane; endoplasmic reticulum membrane. The record is from RefSeq and is a predicted model, not a curated record.
AUGCCCGGUAGCGCAGGCGGCAGCAAUAGCAACAUCAGCAACACCAAACUCGAGGUAGACACCACCACCACCAACUCCCACAAAUCCUCCCGCCGCGGCUCAACAACCUACCCCCGCUCCAGCCUCACAACCCGCAACGGCGACUCAGUAGCCGAAGCCGCCGUCGCCUUCCUCGCCUCCCCAGACUCUCUCGGCUUCUCCCUUGCCUCCAAAAAACGCAACACAGACUUCCACGACCUCUUCCCCACCCUCCCGCGCGACGACCUCCUCGUCGACGAUUUUUCUUGCGCGUGGCAAAAAGAGGUCCUCAUACAAGGCCGCAUGUACAUCUCGGAACGGCAUGUCUGCUUCUAUGCGAAUAUCCUCGGCUGGGUGCAUUCGGUGGAAUUGCCGUUUGCAAGCAUCACCGCGCUGGAAAAACGGAAUGUGGCGGCGAUUAUACCGAAUGCGAUCGAGGUCUCUGUGGGCGAUGUCAAGUACUUUUUUGCGAGCUUUCUGCAUAGGGAGGAGUCAUUUUGUUUGCUGGUGAGGUUGUGGGAUUUGUCG